AUGGCUCGUACCAAGCAGACCGCUCGUAAAUCUACUGGAGGCAAGGCCCCACGAAAGCAGUUGGCCACCAAGGCCGCUCGCAAGUCAGCACCGGCAACCGGAGGUGUGAAGAAGCCUCAUCGUUACCGCCCGGGAACCGUCGCUCUUCGUGAGAUCCGUCGUUACCAGAAGUCGACCGAGCUGCUCAUCCGCAAACUGCCGUUCCAGCGUCUGGUCCGUGAAAUCGCUCAAGAUUUCAAGACCGAUCUGCGUUUCCAAGUCGUCGGCUGUGAUGGCUCUCCAAGAGGCCUCUGA
Messenger RNA from Ostertagia ostertagi, 294 nucleotides. Lineage: Eukaryota; Metazoa; Nematoda; Chromadorea; Rhabditida; Trichostrongylidae. The record is from the annotation of a GenBank genome assembly.